AUGCCGUCCCUCGCACGAAAAUCGAUCAAGUUUAUGAGGGAUGUCUACAACAUUGCCGCGAACCCGGAUGGCAGUUCAGUCCCAGCAAUGCCAGCGCAUUCGCAAGGCUUUCAACCAAGCCAAGGUCUUUCUGGUCAGUUCACACAGACAUACGCUCAUCAACGUCCUCCGCUACCAUCCAAUCCAACAUAUCCCGCCAACUCAUCGUAUGGCUACUCUUAUGGGGGACCUCAACAGUCACAGCCGCCUCAGCCUUACGCUUCGUGGAAUGUUCCUCCAACACCAGUAUCGCCUCUAUCAUCACAGCCGGAACACACCUUUCUGACAACCACCAACAGCUCAUCGAACAGCAUCCCAGCAUUCGUGUUGCCUCUCUCGCCACCAGCUUCUGUAUCUCCGUCAACUCCGCAGCUGUAUCACGAUCAGCAGCAAUUCGCUGUCUCUCCGCCGCCACUUCCACAAAGGCCGUCACUACAUGGACAUUCUCCCUCGUGGCAAGGCUCUUCAGAACCCGUGUGGCAGAGCCAAUCUCAAUUAGACACGCCGAUAACUGGCCACAACGCGCAUGAGUAUAACCAGACUCCGCAACAGUCGAUCCAACCGCUUUGGAAUGCUCAGCAUACACGCCAUGGUUCUUACCACGGACACGCGGAAGCCGAGAGCACGAGACCAUCGCCCCCUCCACUACCACCGAGGAUGCAGACUCAUAACCCAGAUCGUGUGCCAGUGCCUGAUCAAUGGGCAUCUGUACCCCAUUCGACCAGCUGGCCAUAUCCCAGCCAUGAAAGCUAUUUGUCGGCACCGAAUCUGUCUAGCACAACCCAACUUAAUGCCCCAGAAUGUCAUGAAAUGGCCGCGGACUCCAUUUCAGGUCAACCACCAGUUCCCCAGCACCAACAUGCCGACAUUUCCAGCCUUGCAGAACUGCCAGAACUGCCAGGUACGGAUCAAGGUCGUAUAACGCCACCACCGUCGAGGUUUGACACGCAUCCUGCAUCAAUAGGAUCUCCAGCGGGCAAUGCGGUGGAACUUCCCGCAUCACCUAUCCGACGAACAAGUCGUCAACCCACACAUCAAAGCCAUAUAUCGAGACCACAUUCGCAAGGACACACUAUCCCAGUUGCUGAAGAACUCGAGUCCACACCCACACCCACUUCUGCGCCUGCACCGUUGGCACUAUCGCACAGGGACUUGGGCGUCGCGCUGCCUCCCUCGACGCUCAAGACUCCGGCUUACCUGUCGCUCUCUCAGAGUCGACACUCCGACAGUGACACUGGCACUGGCACCACAAUGCCGUCACCCACGCCACCAUCUCCACAGACACCACCUUCCAAUUCUCCAUGUCCCGAUGAACCGCCCGAUCGGGGCCAUCUCCAGCCUAAUGCCUCAGAGACGUGCCGCCACGACCGCGACGUUGCCGUAUCCCGAGGAUCAUGGCCCGGUCGUGAUGCCUUUGCAUCUUGA
Molecule: messenger RNA, 1464 nt
Organism: Cladophialophora yegresii CBS 114405
Lineage: Eukaryota; Fungi; Ascomycota; Eurotiomycetes; Chaetothyriales; Herpotrichiellaceae
Exons: 2
Coding region: 1-1464 (487 amino acids)
Source: RefSeq, a predicted model, not a curated record